Messenger RNA from Durusdinium trenchii, 2721 nucleotides. The record is from the annotation of a GenBank genome assembly. Lineage: Eukaryota; Dinophyceae; Suessiales; Symbiodiniaceae.
AUGAAUGUGGAUGUGCUGUCAGAGGCUAAGGCGGCAUGGGAUGGCUUGAUGGCGCAUGAUCAGUUCAAUGGCAUCCAGACAGAAGAACCUUUGAAGGUGCAAGCUGGAGGUGUGAUGCAUCCCACGGAGUUCAAGCACAUCAACCCUGGCGGAACCUUGGGCACUACGUACAGUGCUGGUGGAAACCUAUCAUGGGUGAACCCAUUCUGGACGCCAUGCACAGUUCCAAUCAUCAGCAGCUCCAUCGCCCUCCUGACCAUGUCAAAGUUCAAGGAUCCGACGCCCUUGGACAUAACAGUGGUGGUGAGCCCUCAGUCUGAUGUCAGAGAAGAUCGCCACCGUCACGCCAGCCUCUUGAAACGGCUCAGCCCAGAGGAGGACCACUUGGCUUACAUCAUAGCAACUUGGAGAGAUGUCAGCGAGGGCGAAAGCAUUGAGGAGUGGCGAUCGGCUUGGCUCAGUGCUAAGAUUACCUGGAAGACUUGUGGAGAUGACCUUGAAUCCACUUUUUGGGAGCAUGCAAAAAUCCGGGAGAAGGUGGGAGAGUAUUUUGAGAAUUUCUACUACACUCCGGUGCAAAGAGUGUUUCAGGUGGGCGCCAUCAAAAAGAUCCUCCAGGAAAAGCUCUCAGUUCCGAUCACCCCCAAAGUCUUGAAGCAGCACUAUGACAAGAACCUCCAGAUCACCAGCGGAGAAGCAGCAACAGAACACUUUCUCCAAGUAGCCCUGGCUUUGUACAACGCUUUGUUCAGUGUCCCAAAGCUGAAAGACCUGGCGUUUCUCACAGAUGAAACGUUUGGCAAGCGAUCGCCCCUGGACUCGGUCUUGAAGAUUGAAAGCUUGAUGCGAGCUUGCCGGUCCAACGCUGAGUCGAUGGAGUUCUGUAUGACAACGAUGGCUGAUCUAUGUCUCAACCGUCUCCUUCAGCCAGCUGAACUGCAACCCAGCAUGAUGAAGAACUUGGAAUCUCAUGCAGCCUAUCGACAAGCGUUUGGUGGCAGGCCCUUCACAGCAGAGGCCAUCCAGAAGAACGUCAAGGUCCCUGAUGGCCAGACAUGGGUUGCUUGUAUGAAUCCCCGUUCGCAGAAAGCAGCCGAAUUUGCCGCAGAGUUUGUGUAUGGCCUGCAGUAUGACUAUGUCAUCAAGCAAGCUGUCAGGCAUCAACAAACCCUGGAAGAAGUUUUGGAACAUGCCAACAUUGACAAGAUGUGGAGAAUGAUCAUUACCCCUGGUGAUGCACCUGUUGCGACUGAGCACGUUGAAGCUGAGCUGUCAAAGUCAGCAGUGUUGGCCAGCCUGAUCCCUGCAGAAAGCUUGUCACAACUGCAACAACCAGAGCGUGCUUCACACCUUGAGACUGUCGAGAGUGCCGCUGAGGUAGCAAGGAAACAAGUCAGAAGCCAGAUACAGACAGUGGAUGGCUCCAUGAGUUUGCAGAAGCUUGCGAAGCUGCUGAAGGCCACCGAGAUCACCAACAAGCUCCGCGGCACAGCUGACAGCUCGAUUUUGGUGGUCUACGUUGUUGAUGCAGCUGGGGAGCGUGAACGGGAUGCUCGCCGAAGUCCCACACCGGCUCGCAAGGAGCACAUGGAGAAAGUCAUCCAGGCAGCGCUGGCCUCGCGUGGUGAAUCCUUACCGGAUUUCGAUGGUGACAAGACUGUGUAUCCCGCAUUGGAUCCUUCGGAUGUGUACCUGUUUUGUGACAGCGGUCGCCCUGGCACUCAGGCAGCGUUCACGCAGAUGUUCAAGUCAGUGGAGAAUGGACCCUAUGCCAAAUCUAUGUUUCAUGUGAACUAUGCGGAAGAAAGCGUGAAGGAGCACAGGAAGGUGUUCACAUUGCCCCAGAUGGAAUCGAUCAUUGUCGAUGUGCCACAGCCCCCUACAUCGGACAAGCGUGAGAUGAUGGGAGCUGCUCGGGUGAAAGAUGACAGCCGUGCAAGCCACCAUGCCAAGGGUCCCUUGUCUGCACUUUGUCAUGACCCAUGGAUGGACAAAGGCAUGGAACCGAUGGAUUGGGGCAUUUGGAGCACGCGCACGUUUGAGGAGGUACUUCACCGCUUCCGUCCAAAGGCGGUGGUCCUUGCAACGGCCUCCUGCCCCUCCAUCUUGACGCCGCUGUUGGAGGCACAGACUCCCUGCAUGGCAAUUUGCUACUCCAAGAAACAUGAGGACUGGUAUGCUCAGUGUGCCAAUCAGAUCAUGUUCAAGCUGCUGAACUCACCAAAGUCGAGGCAUUACUUGCCUGAUCUUGCCAAAGCCCUGAAGAAUGACAAGACCUCACAGAGCUUCGUCGUGGCCACUUUUCCUGCUUAUCCUGCUCCCAUCAUUCUCUUCAACUGGGGCCAGCAACAGUUGUGGGGUGAGCAUCAGCAUCAGCAGCAAUAUGGCGUGGGCAUGGGCAAUGAGGGCAAGGGCAGGGAGGAACAUGUUGGUGAGGGUCAAGGUGUUCAUGCGACCAUGGACAAGAGUGACAAGAUGAACAAUGAGAAGAAGCGCCAGGACCUCCAAACAGAAUGUGUUGAAGAGGUGUUGGUGGAUUCCAGCGACUCCGACAGCUGCGACAGCGACUUGGAGUGGGAUGCCUUGAUCCCUGCUCGGCUGAAGAAGUACAAGGACUGGAUUGCAUGCGGAUCCAAGCUCAUCGUGGGUGCAACGCCAAAGAAGAAAACAUACCGAGCCGUUCGAAAGCCGGUGUGGCAGAAAGGCGGCAGACUGAGGUGA